AUGUCGAAACCCACAUUUGCAAUCCUAGAUGAUUACCAGGGUAUUGCACCCUCCUACUUUGCUCAUCUGGAGUCGCGCAUCUCCAUCUCCAGCUUCCCCGAGACCCUCGACCCGCGUGAUCCUACCCAACACGAUGCCCUUGUCGAACGCCUCCAAUCCUUCGACGUGAUCCUCGCCAUGCGUGAGCGGACCCCAUUUGCCGCCAAAACAAUCAAUGCGCUUCCCAAUCUGAAAUUACUCCUCACAACCGGUACUCGCAAUCUCUCUCUCGACUUACAGGCCUUUGCCGACCGAGGCGUCCCCGUAGCGGGUACUGAAGGUCGCCCGCCGGGAGUGAACAGUACAGUACAACAUACCUGGGCGUUGAUUCUAGCCGCGGCGAGGAAUGUCGCGCGGGAUGACGCGGCCGUGAAACGGGGCGCUUGGCAGGGAUCUCUGGGGUUCACUCUUUCAGGCAAGAAGCUCGGCUUGUUGGGGCUGGGCAAGCUAGGCUCACAGGUGGGGAAGAUCGGCAUUCAAUCCUUCGGCGUCGAGGUGAUUGCCUGGUCAGCCAACCUUACCCAGGAGAAAGCAGAUGAACAGGCACAAGCGCAAGGUCUCCCGGCGGGUAGCUUCAAGGUGGCCUCGUCCAAGACCGAGUUCUUUGCGCAGGCCGAUAUCGUCAGUGUACACAACGUGCUCUCUGAGCGCAGUCGGGGAAUCGUGGGUGCAGCUGAGUUGGCGACUAUGAAGUCCAGUGCUACCAUCAUCAAUACCUCACGGGGCCCAUUAAUUGAUGAGAUUGCGCUCCUGGCGGCUCUCAACGCUGGUAAAAUCCGCGGUGCUGCCUUGGAUGUCUUUGAUCCGGAGCCAUUGCCAUUGGAUAGUCCAUGGCGCACCACAGCUUGGGGUGAAGAUGGACGUAGCGAUGUUAUUCUUACCCCGCACAUGGGAUACGGAGAAGAAGAUCUAUUGCGUGGAUGGUACAAAGAGGUUGCUGAGAACUUGGAGCGAUGGUUAAAUGGCGAGACAUUACUACGAAAGAUGAACUGA
This is a messenger RNA of Penicillium verhagenii, 1032 nucleotides long. RefSeq names its product D-2-hydroxyacid dehydrogenase family protein. Gene Ontology annotation, molecular function: oxidoreductase activity, acting on the CH-OH group of donors, NAD or NADP as acceptor; NAD binding. NCBI's taxonomy places the organism in Eukaryota, Fungi, Ascomycota, Eurotiomycetes, Eurotiales, Aspergillaceae. The transcript has a single exon. Bases 1 to 1032 code for a protein of 343 amino acids. The record is from RefSeq and is a predicted model, not a curated record.